This is a messenger RNA of Cephus cinctus (wheat stem sawfly), 7938 nucleotides long. Its product is annotated as glycine-rich protein DOT1-like. The record is from RefSeq and is a predicted model, not a curated record. The coding region runs from base 7344 to 7772 and encodes 142 amino acids. The transcript has 4 exons. Lineage: Eukaryota; Metazoa; Arthropoda; Insecta; Hymenoptera; Cephidae.
AUUCAGCCACUUCUUACGUCACUUAGCAAAGUCUUCAGAGAUUGUUCAACUGUUUCGUGUUCCCUAAAGGAUGACGUGCUAUAUCUUCGCCAACUCGUCUUUGCGUCUUACUUUAGCGAAGGGCUAGCAGGCUCCGUUCCCGUCGGGUCGAUCUCGCCUGUAAUAAAGCUAAUUACGACUGAGGCAUCUUCAUCUUCGUCUUCCGUCUUCUGUACCGUUCGAAUCGACGCCUUCGGCGUCCCUACGUUAGUUACCAAAUAUUAGCCAACGCCCUUCUGUAUCAUAAUACCAAAACUUUGAUGCCCGUAGACGAGCGUUAAACGGGGACAAGAAAGUCCCCAUGUAAUCGUAACUUUCCAUGCAUGACGUCAGAUAUAACAAAAUUGCUGGUUUAAAUAUUUUUUAAAUAUUAUCCAUUAGCGACGAGGAGUAUACGUACCGGGUGGCAAUACAUCGAGGGAUCAUUUAUAUUCUUCAUAUUAAUAUCGCCUGAACCUCUAUAUAUAUAUUUGUGUAUAUUAAUAUAUGUAUAUGCUUAUAUAUAGCCCUGCAGUAUAUACUAUAUACCUUGGAAGUUAAUAUUGCUGAAUUUUGGCGACAGAUGGUGCUAAACGGGCAACCACCCCUCUCAGGCUAUUGAGCCUGUCAAGUUGAGCCCUGAAGGGGUGGGUAUUAGUAUCGGUAUUGGGCAUCGAGAGGCUCCGCUUCAAAUCUCAAUUGUAUGCCGAUACCGCUCGAAAAAAAUAUUUGAACCCUUGAUUGCACUGGGCGAAAUGGUCAAAGGGGGGUAGAUAUACAUUUUCACCUAAAAUUGAGGGAGAUAUUCGUUUUAUUAAGAAUUUCUUUUUUCAUUAUAUAUAUAUAUUUUUUUUUCGAAAAUUUCAUCCCCUUUCAUUUUCAUACUACAAGGUACAUGCAAAGUGACGUAAUCUACAGAUAGGGUAGUUUUGGUAAAUACAGAUCAAGUUGAGUAUCGGCCGUAUAGGGUAACGUCAUUAGAAACCCUCUGUUGAACAUUGAAUUUGUCCAAUACAGUUGGAUGACCAUUGGAAACGAUACUCGCAGCGGUCAAGUAUUCUCAUGGCCGAAUAACGAGGAUAAAAUUAAUUGAAGAUGAAAUCAUUCAUCGAUGACGUAAGCGUCAGCAUCAAUUGAUAAUCCAAUUGGACUUGGACGUUAAUUCACAAUGGACUCCAAGAGGUCGGAGGAACUAGCCAGCUGCAUCCAUGAAUAAUACAUCCAACCGAUGACCAUCGCGAUUCGCUGCUGCGAUUCGUAUCCUGCAUUUUCACAGUGGAUACAGGCGUGUACACAUUGAGCCUGCUUGUUCGUUGCGCCUCUUGCGUCAUAUAUCCUCGUUUUCACAUUGGCCAAUGGGUCCAGGGAUAAUUGCGUAAAAAAAUUAAAAGAACGGUGAAAAAGACGAUUUCGUCUAACUCAUCGUAAUUUUGAAACGCGUUACAAUGAAUAUGAGUUUUAUGAAAUUCUUACUUCCGGUCUUGUGCUAUACCUAAAUUCGUGAGAGCGCGUUAACUAUGCACUUGCGACCUCGUGUGGACUAGGCAUUAGUUUCUUUGGCGUCUUACUUUCUCCUUUUUAUAUUGCUUUGUGUAUAUAUAUGACGGUCCGUAUUUUUGGUUGGAUCCUCCGUUUCGAAUUAUUCGGUACUAUUGUUAUGAUUAAAUUUUCGUCCACCAGAUCGAACGUUCCAAAUUUCUUGCAAUUUCAUUGCGAUUCAAUGUCGCGCUUGGUUAUCAGCUGAUUAUCUUAAUUGUGAAAUUACAUUAUUUAUGUAUCUUCUAGUCUAGAUUUAUUUAAUGCGGGGUUACGGUUAGAGUGCGUUAUGCGUGUGAACCAAGCAUUACGUUACUAGACGUACUCUCACCUUUAAGCUAAUUCACAUUCCCAUGCGCGUGAACGAAAGAUCCAGGUAGAUCGUAAUCCUAUGCUUGGAGAGAUCGAGGAGACGAUUAUUAUCAAAGAUUAAAAUUAGUCUUGCAUCUUUGGAUACAUUGGGAAGAUGCUGGGAAGAUUGUAAAUUUUUUUUUUCACUGAAUUACAUAUACAUAUGGAAAUGGGUAAUUAAAUUUUUUUCACGUGCAUUUUUUAUUCCACAAAAAUUUUAUAUUUUUGAAAAUACCUUAUCUCACGUAAUACAUUGUAUACUCGUGCACCCUGUAUACGAAAAUUCACGACAGGGCCUAGCACUGCUAUUUCACGUAACGGAAUUCAGCAGAAAGACAGGAUCGGCAAAAAUCCAUUUUCUCGAAACGAGAAGUCGUCGACCUGUAAUGGCUGCUAACCUUGACACGGUGCAUCAACGUGCACUAUGGUUACGUAUACGGUAUCUGUAUAGUAAUCCACGUAACAUCCACCUUGCAUAGAAAGAACGACGGCGAUGGCAAGGCACUCUCGAAUUUACGAGGUAAUAUUUUCGUUCUACAUCAAUUCUGACGUAAAAGUGUAUUUGACAUGUGAAAAACAAAAAUACGUAUAUGGUAAAAAAAAAAAUAAUUUUUUUCAAACAUCUCGUCCAACGUUAAGGACACCUGGGCAAUUAGUGGCUUAGCAUACAAUAGACUUGCGUGCAAUCGACUGGAGCUCCAAUCAGCAGCAUUUGCGGUGGGAACCACCGUAAUUAGAAAUUAAAGCGGAUGGACCACGAAAUAUAUAUACGUCAUACGUAUAACCCUAUUGCAUAUACUGUAUAUAUAUAUAUGAAUUUAUUACCAUCUACAAAUCCCGAUUACAGAACAGCCGUGGAAUAUUUAAUGAUUUUCUAUUAAUUUCAUAACGAAUUAUAACCUUAAAACCAGCGCACAGUUUCAACUUACGUGUAAUUGAAUAUUUGAAAGUUUUAACUGAUCCUGACCGCGAGGCCAAGGACUGAUCACGCACGGUGUUCUCCUCUGCUGCCAUCCUCUUACUUCAGUUCAAGGUAGGCACGUCCACGCAUCUUUUCAAUGAUUUCAUUUUGUCAGGAAUAUAUUAUAAAACGAAAAAAGAACAAGGUCCGUCUAGUAUAGGAGUAAUGGAUACUACCGGGAUACUUUGUAAUUCGUAAUAUUAUUUAUUAGCUUCCCUAUCCUUUGUGCUUCUUCUUUGGUUAUGCGUGUCCUUCGUUAAUUUCUUGUAUGUAAUUAGUCAUCAGAGGUGGAGGAUGCUUCUGUAUAACUUGACCAUGAAUUUUAUUUAUAGCGUGAACGGAUGCCGUUUCGAGUGGAAACACGAAGACAAAAAAUUUGAGUAAAUUUUUUUCUACCUUGUUCUUUAUGUAAUUAUCAUUGUAUAGAAAUCAUCCCGAUAGUCACUUUCGAAACUUUGCAAGAUGGAAAAUAACCGGUUUUGAUCUUGUUACUUGUAACGUGUGAUGGUACUUGCUCAAUUAUCUUUCAUUUCGCAGGAACGAGGACGGACCGGGUAUACGACUCUUCAGUUCCUUUGGCGAGCUGGUUGCUGGGUAACAAAUAUAACGCGUACUGCACAGUUGGUAUUCCGGACUGUUGCUGUGUGGAAAUUAUAAUUGGCUGACAGCCAUCGUAUGUGGGCCAUCAACAAUGACAUCGAACGGAACGGCGAUUGAUCGGUAGCUACUUUGACACGGGGUAUAAGGGUCGUGAUUGAGAAAAAUGUUAAAAAAAAUAUAUAUAAAAAGCCAAGAAAAUAUGCAGUUUGAUAAAAAAAAUUGCGUCGGUACUGUCAAGACAAUUCAUACCCUGCUAUGAAUUCUGAUAAGGGGUGAUAAAAUUUGCUCGUAAGGUAAAAAAGGGUCGUGGGUAUUGACUGUUAUUUCAGGGUGGAAGAAUUGAUGCUUUUCCACACCCAAGGUAUGAUCGACCGAUCGGUCAGAUUUACCAUUUUUCAAGCUUUCGUGGAUAAAGAGAUGCGGAAGUGUUUUUAGAUUUUGACGUUACUAUUUUUUUUUCUUCGGCAUUGUUACUUAACGCUUGAAAUUUUAUUAUUACACGUGUUACCAGCUAGUACGGAAAAUACUGCUUUGUACAGGGUGGUCUCGCAAUAAGUAUUUCUAUAUUUUGAUGUGAUAAAGGGAGAUGCGCGUUUGUCGAAGACAAAGGCCGCGGGAAUGGGAACUCUUUUGUAGACAGGAAAGAAACAAUCGGUGGCUCGUUAACCGUGUUAAAGAUUUUUAUUGCUGAAUAGAAACGUCUCUUGGCAACGGACUUCAAAGGGACUCAUGAAAAUGGAGACUUAGUUUUAUUUCCAGUAUUCGUGGUUGGUACUUUUUUUGUACCCGAAAUUAUUCUUUUCCUCGAUCGAUAUAUUCGUUAUCGAUCUGAUUUUGCGUUUGAGGCUGAAGCCUUAGGCACGGCAGUGAAAUAUAUUCAUAUUUUUGGAUUAUUGCGAACUUCCUUUACGUUACGCUUCCACGAGCGAUAUGUCGCUCCGAUGGAAAUCGUUCCGACUGAUGCGUUACCAACCGAACGCACCCUCGAGGCAUGCUGGUUUGAGGAAAAUUUUAAGAAUUCAAUUUAUGCGUGACUAUGCGUUUUUGGUAUAUUGAACAAUUUUUUUCCUUCUUUUUUUGAGAUAAUUUUUUUUUCAAAAUUUUGUAAAUUUUUUUUUUUUUAUAUACAGCAACUCUGACUGGAUGACCCACGAUUGCAGACGAAGAUAGGCCCUUUUUUCUCUGACAAAGAUAAUAUAUCAGUCGAAAUCCGGAAAUUGAUGGGACGUCUAGGGACGAGGAAUAAUGCAUGUCAAUUUUAGUUCUCCCAAUGGAGACACAUAUGGUUGGACGUAUUCAUGGGACUUUUUUUGGAGACGAGGGAGAAGGACGUAAUGAUGAACGGAUGAGGGUAGAUGAUCUGGACCAGUUUUCAUUUUCGUGGAGGACGGUAGCUCACACAUGAUUUUAAUGGAUUGUUCAAAAAUAUGUUGUUCGGAAAGGAAUCAACGUUUUUUUAAAUUUUUAUCUUCCCGUCAAAGAAAACCCCUGUUACGUUCGAUGUGAAAAUUCUCGACCGUUUCAUCCCGCUGAUAAAACGCAGGUCGAGAAAUUCACAUAAAAUCGGACAUUUUCCGUACGUUUGCACGUGGCGGAUUUUUACGCUCGAAAAAAUGUUUUUACAGCACGGCAAAGAUUUCACCACGUACAAUUUACGCUGUUGGCAAUCGAACGUAACCCGGAUGAACGAAUAAUCGUACGAGCAAGGAUCAGGAAUAAAAUUAUUGAAGAAAAAAAAAUCCGACCUCACGUGGGCUCGAACCAGAAUUAUUUGCGAUUUACAAACUUUUUUGCAUUCAAUGCUUAUUAGCCGCUUCUUCGUACACGUUUAAUGUUAACACUGACAAUUACGUUUACGCGUCCUUUGAUCUACGGAAUUAUUUGACUUUGUAGAGAAAUCCAUGCUAUUUUUUAUAGGACGUGAUCUAUCCGUAUUUAAUACGUCUUCUGUGUAAUCCUUGAGGCAUUGAACCGUAUAGUUCUGAGGUCAUGCCACCUUUCACGUGUACUUAUCUUUAUUACGUACCAGCAAUCAAAAUAUUACCACACUACGUACUGCUCGUAACAUUUAUUAUUUCACCUUCUUAUAUUAACCAACUUGUCCUGAAAUAAGGUAACUCCGCCAGCUUAAUCGACAAGCUCUAAUAAAUAGGUGAGUUCAUGUAAAUUAUAUCUAUACAUAUUUUUUCUAUACUCGAACGAUUUUCAAAACAUUAAGUGAAAUUCUAGUCGAAUGAAUAAUGUGUCACGUGCAAUAAAAACUUGGAAAAAAAAAAGUACGACAGAAUUAUCGAAAAUGAAAGUCUAUCAAAGGCGUAAAAUAAAUAUUACCAAUACUUUGAUUUUUACUUUCUACUUUCACAACCUCGUGCGAGGACUAAAAUUGUAAUAGGCAAUAAAAAAAUUAUGUACGAUAUUAAGAACUGUCACGUAAAAAUAUUUAAGAGAUUUAAUUAUUUUAUUUUUUUCCCUAUUUUCUUACACGUGUCCAGUAUGCAAAUUGGUUCAUGAAUGAGGGCGCUUGGUUCAUGACGUCAGACUGAAAUUUCACGAAAAUUCUCUAAAAUGGAAUCCGACACGAUUUGCAUACGUGAACUGGCAUGCAUACAAAGGCGCAGCGUGACAGUUCUGAAAACAAUGAAUGCAAUUUCUUUUUGAUGCUCGAUCAUAAAAAAAAAGGAAUAUGAAAAAUGAUAAAAACGUGAAGGGAGUCGCCAGGUGCGCCCGAUACUCCCACCGCGCCGGUAUACGACAGAGACUGGUGACUGGCUGUUCUGCUAUAACGCCAUUACGCAACACAAGACCCUCGUGAAUGGCUGAAAAGCCAUUGGACGUCGUACGAAGAUGGAAUCAAGAGCAUUUCUGACUUCCGUAAAGUUUAGUCAGCGUCGCGGACGAGGUAGCAAAAAAAGAUGAGAAAAAAAAAGGUAAGGACAGUCAUACCGAAAAAGAGCCGUGGGUAAAGUUCCAGGAUAACUUUUCAAACUCCCAUCGCGACUCCGCUCCUCGAACAACCUGAAAACAACAUUUCUAUACGUACUUUUCAGCCGGAAUUUCAUAUACCCAGACGAAAGAUUUUUUUUUCUCUUCCGACAAAAUAUAUACCCAAGCAUUCACGAACUAGUAACAUAUUAAAGGCAAUAUAUUCAGAUAGCGAUAAUUGAUAAAUAAAAAAUAUAAAUGACGGAGCGUCAAUUAUUAUAAUCAAUAAUUAUACUCGCCUGGGCAAUUAAAAUGUUAGAAUCUCAUAACGACCUAAUAGCACGAGGGUUACGUUACUGGGCAAAUUCCAGUGGCGUCUUUAAAUAAACACGUCGCGCAUUGCUUCCUAGUUAGACGAUGGCGCUGCUAUGCACUACGGUGCGAUCAACGGACUGCAGUGUUAGUCAGCAAUGUGGACUAGCAAUGCAGACAAAAACAGAGAAUGUCGAUAGUGAUUUCGAUCGCGAAGGUAUCGAUUUGUUGGGAAUCGAUUAAUACAUAAUGUUUUAGCAUAGGUCGAUGGAGCGACGCGGCAAGCGUUCCCGGUGAGCAUUCCAUGGCGAUUAGCCUCGUGGAAAGGUAAAGUAAUGGAAGGUAAGGUAAAAGGAGGAUUGCGAGGAUGGCGUCUGGCCUCUCUGGUGAAAGGCAACACUGUCUCGGUCGAAGUAAACUGGCCCUCCCCAUCCGCGAUGCGCGGCAAUUGUUUUUAUUUGAAGUAAAGGAGUUGAUAUCGUUACAUGGGAACCCUGACUGCACAGGAUUUGCUCUCGGUUACUCCUGCCGUGGAAUUGGUAGGGGUUAAGAGUUCGCGUCCAGCAAGAAGGCGGGGAUCGAAGACGAAAGGCUGGAGGUAUAAAAGAGGCAUGGGGUCCAUGUUGGGAUAACACACCUCAACAUGAAGGUGUUCGUUGUAGCGUUGAUUUUGGCAGUUGCCACCAGUGCUUAUGGAGGAUACAUAAGUAGCGGUUGGUCUGGCGGAGGUGGCGGCUGGUCGGGAGGUGGCGGUGGAGGUGGCCUAAGCGGAUGGAAAUAUGGCGGAGGUGGCGGUGGAGGUGGAUGGAGUGGAGGUGGCGGUGGAGGUGGAUGGAAUGGAGGUGGCGGUGGCUGGAAUGGGGGUGGAGGCGGUGGCAAGAUCAUCAAAGUGAUCACGGUUAGUGGUGGAGGAGGUGGUUGGCCAAGCGGCGGCGGCGGCUGGAAAUCCGGAGGUGGAGGUGGAGGCUGGUCCGGAGGCGGCGGUGGCUGGUCCGGAGGUGGCGGAAAUGGAUGGAAGCUUGGAGGAGGCGGAGGUGGAUGGUCUGGAGGUGGUGGAGGCGGUUGGUGGUAAACAGUCUGAUGUUUCGAUCCUGGCACAGGGAUGGACCACAUGGAAAUUCAAUACCUCUUCUAGAAACGUGGCUGUUAUUUCUCUCUAACUUUUUUAAAUGCUCAGUACUAGUUACCGAUUCCUUUGUAUAUUUUUCCCAAAUAAACUUUCAUAGAAACAUACCAAA